GACUCAUUUCUAACGUUGUGUGGUACGUCAUCUAAAUUAUUGGCCAGUGACGCCCACACUGCAACAACCCCGCCAUUUGGAACCUAAUCCUUGAAAACAAGGUAAAGUAUUGAAUAUAUUGGCAUACUGUAAUAGCUAGCUAUAGAUUUCGAAUGAGCCAGAAUGGUCAUAUUAAGUGUCAUUGUAAUUUAAACAAAUAAUCCGCAUUUAGAUGCAUUCUGUAGCUAAAAUAGAACUGCCUGACUGGCUGGCUCACUGUUACGCUGACAAGAAGACUGAGCUAACGGUAGCUAGCUAGCGAAGUCAGGCAGCAUCAGCGGGAAUUUAUUUACUAACUUAGCUAACUAUCCCGUUGAUAGGUUUCUACCAAACAACAUCAUUGUCAAUUCAACAGAUUAGCAAAUAUCGAGAUAGCUAGUUUUCAGUCUGUGUGGUGGUAAACUUUGAGAAAUGGGUACUGUACGUAGUUGGCUGGUUAGCUAACGUUAGCUCUCUGUUGUGUUCAAAACAAACCUGCGCGCCAAAUCAUGUCUCCGGGCGCCACACUUUAAAAAGUUAAACUCCACAAGAUUGAAUGUACUGUUGUAGCUGGCUAGCUAUGUAUACUAAUAAUGACAACUAUCUGGUGGUGGGUAAAUUGUGAUUGAUUGUAAUUUUAACUAGCUAGUGUCAAAGUCGCGUUAAUUCAAAUCUGGUAUCAGGAACAAAAGAGGUCAACACGACUUCUAAGGUAUACUAGUUAUUUUAAUUAAUGCAAAAACCUUCAAUGGUAAAUAUGAUGCUUCACAUCAAUCACAGCCUUGCCAGGUGUCACAGCCUACAUUAGCCCAGUCAAGACUGCAUUCUUUCUAAGUUAGUCAUCCCAUCAAUUUAGGAGAAUAAUAAAUCCCCAAUACUAGAUAGCUAAUUUCAUUCGAUUUUUCAAGGGGUUAGCAAUCACAAACAGUCAUAGAACAAAAACUAGCUAGCUAAUAAUGUUCUCAGACAUGACAUUUUCAAGUCCGAGGGAAAGUUGUUGACUAGUUAAAGUUAGUUUAAUGUUUUAGUCAAUAUUGUUCACAUAAAAAGGAGGGACUAUAGUUGGGUGCUUCUCCCGGGAUAUCUGGCUAAACUGAUGGUGGAACUACUUUCUUCCCAAAACAGGGUAUGUCAGCAGAUGUUACAAAGUGCACUGACAUGACUGAAACAAUGGAUGAAAAGAUGGAGGUUUGUCCCCUGUUAGAGGAGGGAGAGAAAGAACCAAAGGUUGAAGACCUGGCCGACUCACCAGAUAAGGCCCGAAAACCACGGAAUGAAAUGAGUAGAGACAUAAGUAUGAUAAGUCAAUGAUGUUUAUGAACUCGUUUUGCUCAAUAUAGGCCACAUUAUGUUAAUUUAUAGUUCAGGACAGGUAUCUAGCUAGUUAUCAUCCCUCCUUUACCUUCCUCAGCUUUGCAUGGGUCCAACUUGUUAGUUAUUGCAUGCGCAGAGACCUGGUUUGCUACAGUUGACGAAGCCAGCAGCACUGAAUUCUAUUUGACCUGUUCUGUUCUUCUUGCAGCUGUAUCUCAAAUAGUUGAAGGGAAGAGGGAGAAAAAGACGGUGCAAAGACUUGAUUUCCAAGUUGCGAAACCUGCCAAGGUGCUGAAAGUUGAAAAUGGUAAGAUGGAGUAUCCUCUGACAUGUCUCUUUAUCACCAAAGGCUAUAGAUGAGCACAGAUAACUUUUCCAAAGUUUUGUUGACAUGAGACAGAAUGAAGCCUGUAAACAAGUUCUCAUCAGUCUCGUAGUCUAUGUAUUGGGAUGCAACUGUAUCAUCUAUCAGCCCUGCUGGGAUCUCAUAUCAUGCUCCCACCACCACUUUGCCCUCUGUAGUCAGCUCAGCAUUUAACAGUACAACCCUAAUUUUCACUCCCUCUCAGGUGGCGGAGAUAAAUUGGGAGACAUUGCGCGAGUGAACCACCACCUCGGAAAGCUGAAGGUUCCAGAUCUGAAACCCCUUCAUACAAUUCUCUUUGAUAUGCCAGGUAAGGUAAGUGUAUCUUACACUUUUUAAAAGGGAAAGAGUUCUGUCACAAUGGACACCCCUGUGUGGGUAGAACAACUCUAGAGUUGCUGUUCUUAGUCGGUUGUGUCAUUGUUGAUGGUUCUCUCCUCAGAUUGCCACAAUGAGGAAAAACAUGCGGCUGUUCAAUGGCUUCCUGUUCGAGGUUGACAGUGAUCCCUAUAUAAAGAAGAAGGAGAGGAUGAUGAAGUAAGAAGGAAAAAGGGUUGCUCAGUUAGGACUUGUGAAACAACAGUAGGAAUGUGUGUGUAUAUAUAUAUUUUGUACCUUUAUUUUAUCAGGGAGUCAUACUGAGACCAAGGUCUCUUUUACAGAUGAGCCAUGAAUUACAUAAAUUACAGAAAAUACACACAUCAAAAUAUAAAUGCAAAAUGCAAGCAGAAAGAAAAACACGGUCAUAAAAAACAAACACAUUAAUCCGUAAUAAGGUCCUCAAUCAGCUUUCUGAAUUGCCCUAGAGGCACCAACACAUCCAAUUUAAGAACAUUUUGAAGAUUGUUCCACUAAUAAGGUGGAAAAGCUGAUUUACCCAACUCAGUAGAGACCAAAGGAAUUUCCAGAGUUAACCGUCCCUGAGACCGGGUCAGGUAACUUGUGUCUAAAGUUUAGGAAUGAUGUUGGGCAAAGUGGGACUUUUUGUAAAAGGGCUUUAUAAAUUAAAACAGCAAUGUAUCAACCUAUGUGACAUCAGAGGGCCAACCAACUUUCUGGUAGAGAAUGGAGUGAUGAGUACUAAAAUUGUCGCCUGUAAUAAAGCGCAGUGCGCUAUGAUAAACUGCAUCUAACAGGUUUAAUGAAGUAACCUGUUUAAACAUAUGAAAUAUUGUGAUUGUGGAUCAAACAUGCUCCAUUAUUAUUGCACAAUACACAAGCGAACUAAUGACUAGUAUUUAUGUGUGCUGUGAUUCAGGAUAACAUGCGUAAGAUUGAGAACCAUCUGCAAAGUGUUAGACCUGGAGAAGGGUGGAAACCAGUCAGUCCUCAUCGACAGGAUCAUGACUUUCCUCAUGAGUCCCAGAAUAUCAGGAAAAGUGAGUUACAUGCCUUAUUUUUAUUUUUUUAAAUAAACUGUCCUUAACAGUAGUUUUCAUGUGUGUGUGAGUGACUGGUCUUUGCUCUUUAGCUAGAUACACAUUUCUUGAGUUUGUUGUCUUGUCAAACAGAAUACAAAACCAAACUGUCUGUUCACCAAUGAGAUCUUCAAAAAAUGUAUAGGCCCUACCUAUAAUUCUGUCCUUCCCACCUGCAGCCUGUGAUCUCAAAGAGGAAGAAGAAGUCUAAGAAGAAUAUCUCAACCAAAGACUCUAAGAGCAAGACCAAGGCUAAGGCGAAGAGUACAUCCAGCAGCCCCCGGAAGGCCAAAGCAGAGAGCAAGUCCAAAGCCAUCGUCACUGAUUCCAGCAGUGAUGAUGACGACGAGCAAGGAGUCACAGUAGAACAAGACGAGUCGGACGCUGAAAAGAAGAGCGGGAAAUCGGGAAAGAGGGAAAAGGUGACGACCGAUGAAGAUACCGAUGAUUCUGAUGACUACGACGAAGAGGUGAAGAGAACUGAAAUGUUGUAAUGUAAACUGAUAGGUAUUGUCCAUUGGAAAUUGAUAUUUUCCCUAUUUGAUCUUGCAUGAUACUAGUGCCACUAUAUAAAUAUUGUAGAACUGUAGAAAGUGAACUGUCAGCCUGUUCUGUCACUCAAAGAUUAACCAUAGAAGUCCCUUCUCUCCUACCAAUCAGGAGUCCAAGUCAAAUCCAGCAGCCAAGGGCAAUAGAACACCUGCCAAGAAGCGUACACAACCAGCAAAGAAGGCAGCUCCUGCCAAAAAGAAGACAAAAGAGGAAGACUCCGACCAGUCCGAGUCUGAUUCAGACAAGGAUGAAGAAGAUGAGGGAGAAAGACAGCGAGAGUGAAGUUGAGAAGGUGAGACUUCUGUCAAUCUGUCUCAGAUUCUGGAUUUGCUAAACUCACAGCAAAUCUUGUGAAUACAAAAGUCAACCGUUUUGGUUUGUGUCCAUAUUUUAAUUCUUUGUUGUAUGUAAUUAUUAUGUAAUAGAUCAUGUCUAUUAUGUCUUCUGGAUAGGGUUUUUACCCAUUUGCCUUUUUAUCUUGAACUAAUGGUGAGCGACGUAAUGGAGUGAACUCAUGGAUUGAUUUGUCCUCAGCCAAAAAAGAAACCAGCAGCUAAGAGGGCAGCACCGGCCAAGCCAGCAGCUAAGACCAAGAAAGCAGACAGCAGCAGUAACAAACAGAAAAAGACUGCCAACAAGGGCAAUGGUAAGAAUCUGUAGAUUGACUUUUAUAGCACGUUUCAUACGUCAUUGGCAACCUGUAGCCUAGUGCUUAUUGUUAUGUUUUUGUCUGCUUGUUUUCCUAAAUAGCAGCACUCGACAGCUCGGACGACGAUGAGCCGUUGAGCAAGAUGAUCAAGAAGCCUCCGACAGAUGAGCAGCUGAAGGAGACUGUGAAGAGGCUGCUGAAAGACGCCAACCUGGAGGAGAUGACCAUGAAGAAGAUCUGCCAGAAAGUAUGUUUGCUCCUCAAACCCCUCUGAUUUGAUAUCACAGUGAUGGUUGGUUUACCUGUAAAAGUCUCUUAACACAACAACUUCUCUGUCCCAGGUGUACGACACAUACCCAGAGCAUGACCUGACCAGCAGAAAGGACUAUGUCAAGCAGACGGUAAAAACGGUGAGUAACCUGUCCUCCCUUGGUGUUCUGGAAUAGCAGCACUGUGCUUGCCUUAACGACUGUCAAAAUAUGUCAUUACCCCCAAGAAUGUGUUUGUGAAUGCUUUUCAAUUAUGUUUUAUCUGUUGGCAGACUGUUGAUUUCUUUGUAUAACCAUUUUUUGUUUUUCUUCUCUGCAGCUGAUUUCCUAAAGAACAUGAAAACGGUCCUUGUGACCAAUAACUGUGUGAAUGUUCCAAUGCUGGAAAAGGAUAAUCAAAAGAAUGUGCCUACCUUCUUAUAACUGCUCAAACCCCCAGUUUUACUUCUGUAUGUGUUUGUUUUUAUUUGAUUGAAAAUGUUUUUAUAUGUUUCCGUAUUGUCAUUUCCAACUUGACUGCACACUUCGCUUAGGUCAUAUUUAACAUGCUACUUAAGGCUUAUGCAUUUGUCAUUGCUUGUUAAUAAUCUGUGCUUUGUUAAUACAUUUAACUUUACAGUUUUUCUACUGAUCCCAAGCAAAGGGUGUUAGGCUAAACGAACAGUGUUUAGAGAUUCAAGGUUGGUCACUGUAAAUUGAAAUAUGUCCUUAGGCAAUGCAUGAAUUCACACAUUGUUGAUUUUAAAUUGAUUUCCUGAAUUGACCAGUCAAAAUGGAAUAAGGCCCCUUACUAUAGCUAUCCACUGCCUUUCUUCUUUGUCUUUUGUGGAGGAUUUCAAAUGUAGUCUUUCCCUCUGUGGUGUUGAUGCACAUGAAACAGCCUCAUAGCAACAAGGCAGUGGUAUGUAUGCUCGGGUGUAUUCACUAGGAACCAAACAGGGAGGGACCUACCGGAAUUUGAAGAUAUAGAAACUCGUUUUACGUUUGGAGUAAACUGUUUGUUGCAAAACGUUUUGGACUAAUGAUUCCACCCCUG
Coregonus sp. 'balchen' is the source of this 5620-nucleotide messenger RNA. NCBI's taxonomy places the organism in Eukaryota, Metazoa, Chordata, Actinopteri, Salmoniformes, Salmonidae. The record is from the annotation of a GenBank genome assembly.